This is a messenger RNA of Alosa alosa (allis shad), 3042 nucleotides long. Its product is annotated as metalloreductase STEAP2-like. Gene Ontology annotation, molecular function: ferric-chelate reductase (NADPH) activity; cupric reductase (NADH) activity. Gene Ontology annotation, cellular component: plasma membrane; endosome. Bases 111 to 1580 code for a protein of 489 amino acids. NCBI's taxonomy places the organism in Eukaryota, Metazoa, Chordata, Actinopteri, Clupeiformes, Clupeidae. The transcript has 5 exons. The record is from RefSeq and is a predicted model, not a curated record. Gene Ontology annotation, biological process: copper ion import.
CGCAUCUAACGGACUGGGGGGCGGAGAAAACGGAAGGGAACCGGUAGGACACAGGCACGCAGGCAGCGGAUCACAUGUAAGAGUGUUAUGCAGGUGCUGCUGGUGUGAGAAUGGACUCCAUCUCCAUGGCGGCCGGCAGUGCCUCUUUCCUGCCCAACGGUGUGAAGAUGAUGGCGUCCAGAGAGUGCGGUCGCCUGGCGGCGGUGGUGGGCAUUGUGGGCUCGGGCGACUUCUCCAAGAGCCUUACGCUGCGUCUGCUGCGUAGCGGCUUCGGGGUGGUGGUGGGCAGCCGGCAGCCGAAGCGAGCCGCCGAGGCCUUCCCGCACGUGGUGGACGUGACGCACCACGAGGACGCCGUGGACAAGGCCAGCAUCAUCUUCCUGGCGAUACGCCGAGAGCAUUACGCCUCGCUCUGGGGUCUCAAGCAUCUGCUGGUGGGCAAGGUACUGGUGGACGUGAGCAACAACCGCCGCAGGAACCAGUACCCGGAGUCCAACGCCGAGUAUCUGGCCUCCCUCUUCCCGGAAUCCUUUGUGGUGAAGGGGUUCAACGUGAUCUCAGCAUGGGCCAUGCAGUCCACAGCGAAGGACACAUGCAAUCAGGUGUACAUCUGCAGCAACUCCCUGGUGGCCCGACAGCAGGUCCAGGAGCUGGCUCGGCAGAUGGGCUUUGCGCCCUUGGACAUGGGUGCGCUGUCAUCGGCGCGUGACAUUGAGAACAUGCCACUCCGGCUCUUCCCGGCGUGGCGGGGGCCCGUGCUGGCCGCAGUGGCCCUGUCCAUCUUCUUCUUCGCCUACUCGUUUGUGCGCGACAUCAUCCACCCGUAUGUCCAUGGCGGGCAGAGCCUCUUCUACAAGAUACCCGUGGAGGUGGUCAACCACACGGUGCCUGCUGUGGCCAUCACGCUGCUGGCACUGGUGUACCUGGCCGGGCAGCUGGCCGCGGUGCACCAGCUGGGCUACGGCACCAAGUACCGGCGCUUCCCGCCCUGGCUGGACGAGUGGCUGGGCUACCGCAAACAGCUGGGUCUGCUGAGCUUCUUCUUCGCCGGCGUGCACACACUGUACAGCCUGUGCCUGCCCUUGAGGAAGUCUGAGAGAUACCUGCUCAUGAAUAUGGCCUACCAGCAGGUCCAUGCCAACAUCGAGAGCUCAUGGAACGAGGAGGAGGUGUGGCGGGUGGAGAUGUACCUGUCGUUUGGCAUCAUGAGUCUGGGCCUCCUCUCUCUCCUGGCCGUCACCUCCAUCCCCUCUGUCAGCAGCGCCCUCAACUGGAGGGAGUUCAGCUUCAUCCAGUCCACUCUGGGUUAUAUUGCCCUCCUGAUUGCUACAUUUCAUGGCCUGCUGUUUGGUUGGCGACGGGCCUUCGAGGAGGAGGCCUACCGGUUCUACCUGCCGCCCAGUUUUGUUAUCGCCCUGGUCCUCCCCGUCAUGGUGAUCCUGGGCAAGAUCCUGCUGCUGCUGCCCUGCUUCAGCCGCAAGCUGCACCUCAUCCGUCGCGGCUGGCAGGCCAGCCAGGGCCGGAGGGACCCGCCGCGAUCGGCCAAUCACCUGUCCCCAGAGAGGGUCACCAUCAUGUGACGUCACCUCCAGUCCCGCCGCAAUCGGCCAAUCACCUGUCUCCAGAGCGGGUCACCAUCAUGUGAAGUCACCUCAGUCCCACCGCGAUCGGCCAGUCACCUGUCCCCAGAGCGGGUCACGAUCAUGUGACGUCACCUCCAUCCAAACAUCCCUGGAAACACACUGUGAUGCUGCUGACUGUCGCACAACCACUGCCACGUGACGUGACGUGAUGGGCUCCCUCACACCUUGUCUCAGUGUAGCACUCAUUCAUCACUGACAUGAUGACUGACACAGCAGUCUCCACAGCACUGACACAUUCCUGGCACCUCUCUACUCCUUAUCGACUAAGCCACUGCUUUGCCAUGGAUCACUGCAAGAUAAGUCUGAAGAUGUCUUGCCUGCGUCUGUCCAAACGGUGCACACAUGGCCACAUGCUUCACUGCCGUGUCUUUACCCUGAUAGCAACAUCAGGCUAGUCUCGCUGGCUGUUAAAAAAGUUUGUAAAAUCAAUUGUAAAAAAAAACAUAUUUUUUUCUGUAAUUUUGAACAUAUGCACUUUUUUUGACCCAGACCUUUCAUUGUGAUUCUUUGAGUGAGGGCCAAAUCUAGACGAAAUUACAGGCAGUCAGCCAUCACGUGGAACAUGCCAUUAUCAGGAAAAAACACUUUGUAAAUAGGAUCAUACAGCCACGUAUAGAAGCAGGAGAUUUAAGUCUACAGUCCUUUUCACACUGAGUCUGUAUUUUUCAUGCGAAAUUGUUGGACGAUUGAAGAGCGAAUACAACCUCAUUUUGUGUCAGUCAUGUUUGCACAACGACAAACGCUGACAAAUGUUUUUUUGCAUCUGUAUUGUGUAAAUGAAUGAGGUUUCCUACUGCAGCUUUCUGUAUUUCCCAGACCAAAAUCAAUGCUUGCAAUAUUACAGAUCUUAGUAUGCAAAGGCUUUACGUGUCACUAUCUGAUUGUGGUCGAGGAGAAACUAAGAUCUCUUGUUAGAAUUUCUUUUCUAAUGGGAAUCACAUGUGGUCAAAAAGUGGUUUAACUGACUCAUAACCAUUUUAGCUGCACAGAAAGCUGCUGUGAAGACGAUGAGCUGAAACGCUGAAACAUGUCACAGACGUGUCUGCAUGACAGUGCGUUUGCCACUGAUGUUUUUCUCAUCGCAGACAUCAGAGUUAUCAUUCAGAUUUGACUAUCAGAUUUAGUCAGUCAAUGUCUAUACCAUUCUAUGGAUAUGGAGGAGUCUUGGUUUGGUUGAUUUGUCUGCAGUUAUAACAAGGUGCACUAACUCUACACUAUUAAUGUGUCUGGACACAAGCCUCAUCCCUACCCUGCAGUGAGAACGCCAACAUUUGAAAGGGCGGAGUCCAUUUAGUGGAGUAGGAGUCUGCUUCAGGGCUUGCACUGUGUUUCUGUACAGUAUGUUCACUGUUGUUACUUGAAAUAUGUGCCAUAGCCAAAUAAAGCAAAAAAAAACAUG